UUAGAAUUUAUUUUCUAGAAUUCUAGAAUUUAGAAUUGCAAAUGUAAACAAAGUUGCAAUUGAGGUGUAUAUUGCAUCAGGGAUAUAUUGCACAGAUAAAUGUAUUCACAUUCAGUAGCCUACUGUAUUCAAAUCCCCCCUUUCUUCUUUGGCUUUUUUAAACCUGAUUUAUUGCCAUUGCUCCAUAAAGCUCGGUGCAGCCUGGGGGGUGGCUGAGCCCCCUGAACUGUACCUAUAAAGGAGCAUAACCUAAUAGACAAGCCGGUGCAUGUAAACCUGUAAAACUAUUUGGAAUAGUUGACAGCUACUCCUCAUUCUGGAGGAGAAGCUGCAGCGGAAUGAAGGGGAGUUUCCUCACAGGAGAGAAGCACGUUUCAUAUAUAUUUCAUCCAGAGUCAAAUAGGAGUCUCUGCAGGCGCAUCCAUCCGGUCUGAGGACUGUUUUAUCUCCUUUGGAGAGUUUACAGAGAAGAAGAAGAAGAAGAAGAAGAAGAAGAAGGAGAAGAAGAAGAAGAAGAAGAAGAAGAAACAGGAAGAGGAGAAGCUGGACUGAGGAGAAGGUUUUACGCAGAGUUUUGAACUGAACAGACGCGCCUUUUACGCACAGACCCAGGUGGAUGCUGGGAAGCGGAGCAGCUCGUAGGAGAUGUUACCUCUGGCCCAGUUUGGGGUGCUGUCGGCUCUGGCCACCGCGCUCACCUCGGUGCUGUCUGCCCUCCUGCUGCUGGCGUUGACCCGGCAGCUGUGGAGCCUCCGCUGGAGUCUGACCCGGGACAAAGAGAGCAGCCUGCCGCUGCCGAAGGGCUCCAUGGGCUGGCCGCUGGUCGGAGAGACUUUCCACUGGCUGUUCCAGGGUUCCAACUUCCACAUCUCACGCAGAGAGCGUCAUGGCAACGUGUUUAAGACUCACCUCCUUGGGAAGCCCGUCAUCCGGGUGACGGGCGCAGAAAACAUCCGCAAGAUCCUGCUGGGCGAGCACAGUCUGGUGUGCACCCAGUGGCCCCAGAGCACCCGCAUCAUCCUGGGACCCAACACCCUGGUCAACUCCAUCGGAGACCUGCACAAGAGGAAGAGAAAGAUCCUGGCUAAAGUGUUUAGCCGGGGGGCUCUGGAGUCCUACCUGCCCCGGCUGCAGGACGUCGUCAAGUCUGAAAUUGCCAAGUGGUGCUCGGAGCCGGGUGCCAUCGACGUUUACAGCGCUGCCAGGUCCCUGACGUUCCGUAUCGCAGUCAGGGUGCUGCUGGGUCUGCAGAUGGAGGAGGAGCGGAUCGUCUACUUGGCCAAGAUCUUCGAGCAGCUGAUGAACAACCUCUUCUCGCUCCCCAUAGACGCUCCUCUCAGUGGGCUACGUAAGGGGAUAAAAGCCAGAGAAAUCUUGCACGCCAACAUGGAGAAAAUCAUUGAGGAAAAGCUGGAGCGGCAGCAGUCAGAGGAUGAGUACCACGAUGCCUUCGACUACAUUCUGUCCAGUUCCAAGGAGCAAGGCCAGCAGCUCAGCAUCCAGGAGCUCAAGGAAACCGCAGUAGAGUUGAUCUUCGCCGCUCACUCCACUACAGCCAGCGCCUCCACAUCUCUAAUUCUGCAGCUUCUUCGCCAUCCGGCGGUGGUGGAGAGGGCCAGAGUGGAGCUGGAGGCCGAGGGCCUCGGCUACGAGUCCCACAGCAGUCACAGCCCGUCUGGUGUCACCACGGAGAAAGAGGAGGACGCGUCGGACACAGAGACGAGCUGCCUGCUGAACGGAGGCUGUCAGAAUCACCAGAAUCACAGAGAUGGUUUUCCACAGUCACGGUCUCACAUGCCGUAUCUGAGCCUGGACAAGCUGAGCCAUCUCCGCUACGUCGACUGUGUUGUCAAAGAGGUGCUCCGCUUCCUGCCGCCAGUCUCCGGCGGUUACCGGACAGCCCUGCAGACAUUUGAGUUAGACGGCUACCAGAUCCCCAAAGGCUGGAGUGUAAUGUACAGCAUCCGGGACACCCACGAGACCGCAGCAGUCUUCCAGAGCCCGGAGCAGUUUGACCCAGACCGGUUCGGCCCAGACCGGGAGGAGAGUCGGUCGGCUCGGUUCAGCUACGUGCCGUUCGGCGGCGGCGUGCGGAGCUGCGUAGGGAAAGAACUGGCACAGAUCAUCCUAAAGACUCUUGCGGUGGAGCUGAUUGGGACUUGCAAAUGUAAACUGGCCACGGAGAACUUCCCCAAGAUGCAGACCGUGCCAAUAGUGCACCCGGUAAACGGGCUGCACGUGCAUUUCACUUACAACUACCCGCUGUAGAUACAAAUACAGUCUGACAGACUCUCCAAAAGAGGGGAUUUAACCUUCAAUCUGCUUCUGGAAAAACUCUGCAAGCUCAAGAAAGGAGGCACAAGCACCUCGCUGGGCGUGAUGGUGCAGUUCAGGCCCCCUUUCUUUUCCACGGUCAUGAAGCGGGGGUUUACAUCACUAGUUUGGAGCACGCCGUCAUCUCUUCAGUGGUCUGGUCCAGACCUAAGAAACCACUUUCUGUUAUAGCACAAGUACAUUUUUAAGUACCUGAUAUGUUCACCUGCAGCGUUUUUCUCUGUUUCCCAGGUUUUACUAUCCUUUACAUGCAUUUUUAAGUUAUUAAUGUAUCGACUGUUUUGCCUUUUUCUUGCUAAUUACAUCUGGGUUUGCCCUGCUGAAUGGACUGCAUGUACACUUCAGUUACAACAGCAAAGGUUUCUAUUCGGAGCUAAAACAUUUUACAUACCUGAAAUCUAAGACCAGGACAACACAUCUACUGUCGAUAACAGGAGAAGAAGUCUUUCUAUGAAGCCAUCUUAGCUCCAGUUUGUUGGCUCUGACUAAGCUCCAACUCCAGGGACAAAUAUUUUGUUGUCAUACAAGCUUACACAAAGUGGUUUACAGACGAUAAAACCCUUUAUGUUUUGUACCUCUUCGUAGCUGUUACAUCAAUGUGCAUCAGUAAGGACAUAUCCAAGGGCUAUGUAUGUUCGCUGUGCUGAAUGAGCAUGUCAUUUCACUUCAGUUACAUUCACAAAACUUAUUAGAUUCACAGACAGCCUUUUUGAAACCUCAAAAAAUGCAGCUGAUAAUUUUUGUUCCAGUCCAGAGACGGAGAAGCGGGGACCUCACCUCAAAGAAUCGACAUGAUUUACAGACUUUUAAACCGUUUCUGUGUUCUUUUGUUCUUCAAUCCUUCAGUUGUUUCUAUUUACAUCUUAUAAGCCGGGCUUGCCUUUUUGAACUGCCUGUGAGCAAGGCACUGGAUGCCAGCCAGCUCCAUGGAUUCAAUCAUUCAAUCUAAAUGGGACAGUUCUCAUUAGAACCUGAUUAAAGUCAGAAAUACAGUGAAAAGAUCUGCGGUGGAAAAAAAUAUUUGAACACUUUUGGAAAAUAUUUCCAGACCCACGUUGGACUCAGGAGAGACUGAACUCAUGUCCGGUUAUCUUAGUCGUGAUGUUUUGCAGCGACCUCCACCGCUAAAAACACUUUCACUGAUGGAACUUGCACUUGAUUUUGACACAUAAAUCCCGCAACCAGGAACUACCCAAACAUCAAGGUCAAAACACAUUCAAGCUGUUCUGUUUUUUGAACAUGAAUGUAAUAUACUGCAUAUCCUUAACAGUGCUAUUAUGUGUGUAUCAAAUGAAGUAGCAUUAUGAAUAAGCUGUAUUUAAAAUGCAGAUGUAUCGUUUCUCUAUAUGUAACAAUAUUUGCUGUAAUUAUGAAUAGAUAGAGACACUAACCUAUAAUGUAAAGGACUGUCCAUAAAACGUUGUUUCACUGCUAGGACAUAGACAUCUUUCAUUGUUUAGAGCAGCAUAUAUAGAGUGUAAAGUUAUUAUUAUUAUUAUUAUUAUUAUUAUUGGUCUAAUUUUAGGACUGUUUCUGUCUUGGUCUUGAAGCCUAAUAGACGCGCUGUGAAAUCUUACGUACGGAUGGAUUCGUGGAAGGAGAUAGCACUUUCUCCGCUUUAAGGAGUCUGUAUAUAUUUGUCCUGUGUAUGCAUUCAUUGAGUGUAUCAGAUGUAGCUGCUGUACAGUUGAUGUAAAGAGUAAAUUAGAAGAUGAAACACAAAAA
Sebastes umbrosus (honeycomb rockfish) is the source of this 4059-nucleotide messenger RNA. It is a transcript of the gene cyp26c1, whose product is annotated as cytochrome P450 26B1. The coding region runs from base 646 to 2268 and encodes 540 amino acids. Gene Ontology annotation, biological process: sterol metabolic process. NCBI's taxonomy places the organism in Eukaryota, Metazoa, Chordata, Actinopteri, Perciformes, Sebastidae. The record is from RefSeq and is a predicted model, not a curated record. Gene Ontology annotation, molecular function: iron ion binding; monooxygenase activity; oxidoreductase activity, acting on paired donors, with incorporation or reduction of molecular oxygen. The transcript has 7 exons.